This is a messenger RNA of Colletotrichum godetiae, 2868 nucleotides long. Its product is annotated as fungal-specific transcription factor domain-containing protein. The coding region runs from base 271 to 2451 and encodes 726 amino acids. Gene Ontology annotation, molecular function: DNA-binding transcription factor activity, RNA polymerase II-specific; DNA binding; zinc ion binding. NCBI's taxonomy places the organism in Eukaryota, Fungi, Ascomycota, Sordariomycetes, Glomerellales, Glomerellaceae. The transcript has 8 exons. The record is from RefSeq and is a predicted model, not a curated record. Gene Ontology annotation, biological process: DNA-templated transcription; regulation of DNA-templated transcription.
GUCGUUGUCUCCCCCUCCUCCUAUGAUCCAUCCCAUCGGUAGUUGAAUAAUAUUGAAACUGCGGUCUUUACCACAUCGUCGGGACCUGUCAGAAACACACAUCCACACUGACUUGUUGGAUGAUAAUGCCUCUCCUGUCAACCGAGUAAAACUAGCCGACUGGGCCCAUAUUUGCGGUUACUUGCUUUCCUUGCUCUCAUAUUCCCCCUCCAGAACAUGCCCGCGUGUAGUACGAGCUACGGAUACGGGCUUUUGAUACUCACCUGAGCCAUGUCGACAUCUCUUCCCCAACGGCAGCCCGAAGGCAAAAAGAGACAGCGGGUCUCCAUCGCCUGCCUCGCGUGCCGGCAGAGACGCAUGCGAUGCGAUGGACAACAGCCCAUCUGCGGCUCUUGUACGAGGAGGGGCACCGAGUGUGAGUUCCAGCAUGCGGACAAUAAACGCCGACCGCCCAGCAAGAAAUACGUAGAAUCCCUGCAAGCCCGAAUCAGACAUCUAGAAGCCCAAGUCGUCGCCCUAGGCUCCCAGCCGGCGACCGGCUCCGGCGACCUCGCCGCCACCGAGACCACCGAGGACAAUGACGGGCAAGACGACAGCACCGGCGAAGACGACGACGGCAACGGGGGUCCCCUCUCGGACCUCACCGGCCUCGUCGGCCGCCUUAACGUGACUGAGGACGGCCAGCUGCACUACUUCGGCUCCCAGUCCUCCUACAACCUCGUCCGCGAACCACCGCGCGACUCCCCCGCCGAUCCGCGCGAGCCCUCGCUCAAGAUGCAGCGUCAGGGUCUCCUCGCCGCCGCCCAGCUGGGGAAAAUGGUCACCGUCCCCGACGAGCUUCAGGCUCACCUACUCGAGCUCUACUGGCGCUGGCAGAACCCCUGGAAUUACGUUAUCCACAAGAGUGCCUUCCUGCGGAGCUACCGUGGCGAGGAUGACGGGACGUAUUGCUCACCGUUGUUGUUGUGCUCCAUAUUUGCUAUCGCGGCGCGGUACUCUGACCGUCCUGAGCUGCGGACCGUACCGGGUGAUCCUAGUACCGCUGGGGAUGCCUUUGGCGAGCAUGCCAAGAUUCUGCUGUUGUAUGAGAGUGAGGCGCCGACGAUUACAACGGUGCAGGCUGCGUGUCUGCUUGCGUUGAGGAUCAUGUCGGAUGGUAAGGAGGCUUUGGGGUGGCUGUACUCUGGAAACGCAACAAGAAUGGCACAUAAUCUUGGGCUUCAUCUCGACUGUUCAAAGUGGGCCACCGCCGGUCUGCUCUCCGAAGAGGAGGCCGAGGCACGAAAGGUAACGUGGUGGGGAUGUUAUGUUGUUGAUAAGCUCUUUUCAACUGGGCUGGGCCGGCCAAGCAGCACGCCAAAGUCUACCAUCUCUUGUCCAAAACCUAGCAUAGACAGCAACGAAGAGUACACCCCAUGGCUGCCGACUUCAGAGACGCUGAGUUCCGAUAAGUCUCUCGGGGUCCAUUCACAUAUCUCAUCAACAGCCUGCCACGUAUCUGAGACAUUUACCAUUGCUUGCGAGUCAAUGGAUGUAAUAUACGCCGCGAAUAGCAAACUCUCAACACGAGAAAUUGAGGACGUUGUUAGCAAAACUGAUGUGCAGUUGCGGACGCACUACAGAGAGCUGCCGAGCUAUCUUCGCUUGCCCGCCUCACCCAAGGUCCCAAUGCUUCCUCACGUUUGUCUUUUCCACAUUCAAUAUCACGCACACUUAAUUCUCCUGCAUAGACCACUCGUCCAUAAGCGAAAGAGACGGUCUGUCAGCGUCAACACGCCCACCGAUGACGGCAGCAUUGACGGAGACGGAUACGAUAAUCAGCACAUGGCAACAUGCCGUCACUCGGCGGCUGAAAUUGCGCGGUUGCUGCGCAUCUACAAACAGCAGUAUACGCUGCGGCGCAUCCCCAUCGCUGCAGUCCAUCUGUGCUUCUCGGCUGUGGUCAUCCACCUGAUCGACGCCCGGCCGUCAAAUCCCAACCGGCAGCAGGCGAUCCGGCACUUACAGACGUGUGUUGAUGCGCUGCGAGACUUGCGAACAGCAUGGUGCGCCUGGAGCGACAGGGCCUUGCGAGCAGCACGGCUCUUGGCAAGAGAGUGGUACCAGUGUGAAGAUGUCUCACUGUUGCAGCACUGGGGUGGACUCGGCGGGGUCGAGGGCAGCAUAUCCGGACCAACAGCAAACGCAGCAACAGCCGCAACGGGAGUUGUUGUCGGCAUCACAAACACAAACGACCAACAGCAACAAAACCUGCACCAACCGUAUCAACAAGGUGGAACUGCAGACGCGGACAGAUUGAUGGGACAAGUGCAGACGACGGAUGGCGAUGGCCAGGGCGACCCUCUGGCGUUUCUUUUUGAUGUUGCCACGCCCGACCAGUACACGGAUAGUCUAGUGAAGGAAUGGCUGGCGGAGAGUGGUUACGAUGUGUUGAAUACGGUCGUCGAGUGAAGAUGAUGAGUAAUCUUGCCCGGCGUUUUUGGUCUAUCUGAAUGUCUCGGGAGAUCUCGUCCUUUGUGUGGAGAGGCUCGAGGGUAAUUCUUUCUCUAGCUUGUCAAUGUGUGUCUGUGUGUCAGCGUUUGCCUGGCAGUAACAAUACGGAUACUUAGCAGAGACCUACCUAGCACGCCUGGUCACUUUCCGUAGACUUGCGUCAAGGGGUCAAGACGGCAAUUACAAGUUGCAGCAACGCCGACUUAAGCUGAAUGACUCGUGUCAGAUGGACCAGAAAGCCGUCUGACGCAGGAGAGGGGUCUCAGGUUCAGCGCCGGCGGUAGAUGCCGGUGAAUAAAAGACAGAUCAAGGUGUACUACAUAGUAAUGCAAAACGGCCCCAGAAUUGUGCAACAUUAUGCUCGAGAUCGCUGAG